AUGGGCGCGCCACCCUUACACGUACAGACGGGCAUCAUCAUCGAUACCACGCGCGAGACUCGCACUCCCACCUCGCAACCUCCCGCACACCAGCAGCCCCGAGGGGCUCCAGUCCAUCAAAUUCUUUCUAUACAGACUCCGGCGACCGUCCAGAGCGGUUCGCUCUGGCGGAACCCAUGCAUCGAAGGCACACUGGCGGGCAACUAUCGAGUAGGGCCGGACUACAAUGUCGAUUACUCCCCACAAGAGUCGCAUCCGGGCGAGCAGAGCCAAACUCCACACGCAUACGACACACAUCACCACCGAGGAAAUCCAAUGCAGCACACGGCACACGGGAGCUUACAUGAACCAGCGCAGUCGCACUCUCACCACGCCAUGUCGCAGCAUCACCCCGCCCAUCAUCAUCAGAUCCUGAUGGAUCCGGCGCAUCUCAGCGCCCGCCACAUGAGCCAUCAACCCUCGCAUUAUGGACCGACGCCGUCGCCUCACGCUGUGGUUGGCCCGUCGUUGUACCCGGCGAUGACGCCCACGCAGCCUCAUAGUGCCGGAUCGAAACGCAGCCGCCCAGACGAUCUUGACUUGUCCGUUCCUGGUAUGUCUGAACUCGAACAGGGCGACCUCGAUAAUAUGCAGCAAUCCAUGGGCGCUGCGUACGCGCAAGCAGCCAGUGCAGCUCCAACACACCAUCACCACCGCCUGCCAGAUCAAGGACCACCAUCGAAAAUGAUGAGACGCGAAGGUGACGGAAGCAUGGGUACUCCUGGGGGUGGCGCUCCGAGCGUAGUAGGACAAGUCGGGAUGCCAGCACCAGCGCCGAGACCCAGGGGACCAAAAUUAAAAUUCACGCCUGAAGAUGAUGCGCUACUCAUCGACCUAAAAGAAAAUAAAAGCUUGACAUGGAAACAGAUUGCCGACUUCUUCCCUGGACGAUCGUCAGGUACUCUUCAAGUUCGCUAUUGUACGAAGCUCAAAGCAAAGACAACACAAUGGACAGACGAAACAGAUCAAAAGCUUCGCACGGCACUUCAAGACUACGAGAACGAGAAAUGGCGCUUCGUUUCCAACAAAGUCGGCCCCGGUUUUACCCCCCAGGCAUGUCGCGAGAGAGCUACGCAACUCCUUGGAGGAGAGAUCGGAGAAGUUGGGGAGGAAAACUUAUAG
This is a messenger RNA of Hypoxylon trugodes, 1161 nucleotides long. RefSeq lists its product as uncharacterized. The record is from RefSeq and is a predicted model, not a curated record. Bases 1 to 1161 code for a protein of 386 amino acids. Lineage: Eukaryota; Fungi; Ascomycota; Sordariomycetes; Xylariales; Hypoxylaceae. The transcript has 3 exons.